AUGACAAACAGUGUAAGAAGACAGGCGUUACACUCGCUUAAACCAGAACGAAACAAGACAAAGAGACGAUCAGCAGUCGUAUCUAACAAAAUCAAAGCACGGAAGAAAGGCACGAAGUCUACCAAACGUACGAAAAAGGGAGGCAAAAUUGUUAAAUACAAGGAAAUACAUGCUGUUGGAAGGCGGGCAUCUUCGCAAUUUGUGACGUAUUCCCAAGACGGACGCUUGUUCUACGAUCUCUAUGCACGCCACACUCCGUACACGUCCAGCAUCAAAACGGCCAAUGUUCCAACUAGUCCUUCUACUCCUGAUACGGAGGCUGCCCGUAGUCCACCAAAACGUGCCACAACCGGCAUCGCCUCACCCAGCCUUAUGAAAACGCGUUCUACCCCCAAAAGACCAGCUGCUUCACCAAAACCAGAGAACAAAAUUACUUCAAGAAAAAAACCUAGUCCACCUAGAAAAGUAAAUGUCUCUAUUCGUGGCAGGCGCGACAAAUCUGUCCCUCAGAGGCAACAAACUAUACACACCAAAAAGGAGACCGCAAGGAUCAAACUAGAGCGCAAGCUGAAACGUGAGUUAGGAGUAGAUUCGAUACCCCAGAUACAGGCUGUCAGCAAACGGCUAGCAAGUAUUAAUGCGGUUGCCAUCAUCAAUGCGGUGACAAAAGAUUCUAAUAAGCGUUUGGCUUUGGGCGAAAAGUCCACGUCGAAUCGUCGUCGUUGGUCCGCUGAUACAAUGCCUUGUGUGGAGGACGAGCCAGAACAGGUUCAUGAAGCCGCUUCUAUACAUUCUGAUGAUGCGCUCACUGAACCGAUGAGUCUAUCACCCACAGCUGUAAUGGGGAAAAAGCCCACUGUUCUUACUCCUCCCACACCGACCACAUCGGUUUCAUGCACUUUGUUACCGUCGCUCAAAGUCGCCAGGGUGGCCCAAACACCACAAAAGGUGCGGAAAAGUUGUCCACCAACUGUGAUAGAAGUGGCAAAAGAAUGCACAUCAGGUCCACUUACAGUGCCGCACACUACUAUUGCUGCUCCUUGUCAAGAUUUAGUUCCUUCUAAGCCACAUACAUCGACAGUCGAGAGUUAUCAUACUGAACAGCUUAUCCCUCUGGGCCCAAGUGGUUUUGGUUUUCAACAGAUCACAACGCAAGUAAUUCGUUAUGCACAACCCGAUUGUUCAAUGAUGAUGAAUAACAAUUCCGUACCUACUCAGGUUGCACCCAGUGGAUCAGUCCCAGCACCCACUGCGAUGCCAGUUGCGAUUCGUGCUUCAGGAGAUUUGAGCCAGACUGUGCAUGCUCCGGACUUCUUCAACCCCAACCGUGCACAUACGUUUCUUACCAGUAUUCCACUUCCUGUACUCACUCCGAUGCCCACGGUGACUGCAUGGCCGACCAUGAUUCAUCCGUAUGCUCAGAUUGCGCAACCUAUACACACACAGCUGUCUCAUCCGAAUUCAGCUAUUCUCAUUCCAUCAUUCAUUCCAGUUCCAGCUCAGUUUCAAUGCUCCGUGAUGCCAAAUAUUGUACCGCACCAAUUUGAUCAUUCACAAAAUUUACUUCAACGUACUCCUCAUCCACCAGCACUCGUACCGUCUCCAAUGUGCAACUUUUCCCCAGUUCAACCAUCCAUGACCCCUUCAUUUAAUCUCAUCCGAUCUGUUCCACCUACGUUGUACUACUCUGCGUCUCCGUCUCCUUUUACGAUGCGAGACAAUGCACUACCCUUACCGACCCACGCUUCACCUAUAACCGUAUGUACUCCAUCUCCAUUGGGCUUGCAAUUACCUGUAUGCAACCAACCGAUGUUUUCUUCAUCCACCCCAGCCACCAUAUCUAUCCCUGUGCCUUCUUUGCCACAGGGUCCUCAUACUGUUUCUGCUCCGACACCAACUCUGAUUCCCGCACCAUCCGCUCNUUCUCUGUUCCAUCUGCCCUGA
Molecule: messenger RNA, 1944 nt
Organism: Echinostoma caproni
Lineage: Eukaryota; Metazoa; Platyhelminthes; Trematoda; Plagiorchiida; Echinostomatidae
Source: the annotation of a GenBank genome assembly